CUGAAAACGAGAGCAUUUUCUUGAAGUCAAGAUUUUAAGAGAAGUGAAAAGAUUCAGGUUCAUUUAAGGGAAUGUUCAGAAGAAACGAGACAACUGUUGAUGAGUUCAUUCUCUUGGGAAUCACAGAUAUUUGGGAACUGCAGGUCAUUCUCUUUGUGCUGUUCCUUCUGAUCUGCAUCACCUCAUUGGUGGGGAAUCUUGGCAUGAUUGCAUUAAUCAGGCUUGACUCCCGACUCCACACCCCCAUGUACUUCUUCCUCUGCCACCUCUCUCUGGUAGACCUAGGUAACUCCUCAGCAGUUGCUCCCAAAAUGCUAGUGAGCUUCUUUGAAGAAAGGAAAGCCAUCUCUCUGCCAGGGUGUGCAGCCCAGAUGUACUUCUGUGGAGUCUGCAUAAUCACCGAGUGUUACCUGCUGGCUGCAAUGGCCUACGACCGGUACGUGGCCAUCUGUAACCCUCUGUUCUACAUGGCCACCAUGUCUCAAAAGUUUUGUGUCCAACUGGCCGUGGGAUCCUAUGUAGUAGCUACUGUGAAUGAAACAGUGCUUGUCAGCUCCGUGUUCAGUUUACACUUCUGUGGCCCUAAUGUCAUCAAUCACUUCUUCUGUGACAUUCCUCCACUCCUGAAACUUUCCUGCUCCAGUACUACUGUCAACGAAAUAAUGGCCAAGGAAAACCAAAGUGUUGUGAUAGAGUUCAUCUUUCAAGGCCUUUCCUCCCAGCCAAGGACACAGACUGUUCUUAUCAUAGUGUUCCUGGUUUUUUAUCUGUUCACAGUCAUUGGGAACAUCAUGAUCAUUACAGUGAUCAGAGCUGAUAGCCAGCUGCAGUCACCCAUGUACUUUUUCCUUGCCAACUUGUCCUUCUUAGACAUCUGCUACAUCUCCAGCAACAUCUCCCAGAUGCUGGUGAACCUCUUGACCAAGAAGAGGACCAUCUCCUUCUCUGGAUGUGCUGCUCAGAUGUAUUUCUCUCUGGCUUUUGGCAUGACAGAGUGUGUCCUGCUUGGGGUCAUGGCCUAUGAUCGAUACAUGGCAAUAUGUCACCCCUUGCGCUACACCGCUGUCAUGAACAGGAAGGUUUGCAUUCACAUGGUGGUGGCUUCCUGGACCAGCAGCCUGCUGAGCUCCAUGGUCAUCAACAGCCUCACCUUGCGGCUGCCCUUCUGCGGGCCUGACGUCUUGAACCAUUACUUCUGCGAAGUACUAACAGUGCUGGCCUUGGCCUGCGCUGACACUGCUCUUGUGGUGUUGGUCAUCUUCGUCUUCAGCAUCCUCAUAGCCUUCAUCCCCUUUCUUCUGAUCGUCACCUCCUACAUUUACAUCCUUUCUGCCGUCUUGAAGAUUCAAUCUGCACAUGUGCAAUCCAAGGCCUUCUCCACCUGUGGAUCUCACCUGAUGGUGGUAACCAUAUUCUACGGGACAGCUCUCUGCAAAUACAUGAAUCCUAAGUCAAAGCCUCCACAGGACAGGGACAAAGUGGUUGCAGUGUUUUACACCAUCAUAGUCCCAAUGCUGAACCCCCUCAUCUACAGCCUCAGGAACAAGGACAUGAAGUGUGCCCUGAGCAGGGCAAUGAAUAGACCCAAACUCCUGUUUAUUUAA
Athene cunicularia (burrowing owl) is the source of this 1604-nucleotide messenger RNA. RefSeq names its product olfactory receptor 2D2-like. Lineage: Eukaryota; Metazoa; Chordata; Aves; Strigiformes; Strigidae. Gene Ontology annotation, molecular function: G protein-coupled receptor activity; olfactory receptor activity. The record is from RefSeq and is a predicted model, not a curated record. Gene Ontology annotation, cellular component: membrane. Gene Ontology annotation, biological process: G protein-coupled receptor signaling pathway. The transcript has 3 exons. Bases 72 to 1604 code for a protein of 510 amino acids.